UUAAAUUGUUAAAUUUGUUAUUCAAGUUUAUCACAUCGCUUAUUAACAAAAAACGGCUUUUUGCGAUAAAAUACAAAUUUAUCAAAUUAAUUACUUAUGUUAAUGUCUAUGUACGCCGUACUGGAAAGAAUAAUAAAAAUAAGUGCAUAAUACUCAAACUAGGCAAAUAACGACUUACCUUGGAGCUACAAAUCUUGGAGCCAUUUAUUACAAACAUGAAAUGCUUAGUCACGGACAGUGCUACCGUUAGACCUAGUGUAGGGUCCAGAUUGAUGUUCUUUUCGGCACUUUCAGCGGAUUUACUUCUAGUAGCUGUUGGCGGUCUCAUGGUAUGGGGAUCUGCAGCAAUACCGAUUUUAUCAUCAAAGAACAACCCUUUGGAUAGACCUAUUACCCCUUUUCAAAUGUCUCUUAUACUAUCAGCUCCAGCAUUCGGCGCACUAAUCUCUCUAAACCUUAUGGCGUACAUUUCUGACCUAAUAGGCAGAAGGAAAAGUUUAUUAUUUUUAUCAAUCUCUUUUGUUAUUUGCUUAUGUGGUAUAGCAUUCGCAAAAAAUGUUUAUCUUUAUUAUCUUUUCUUUUUGAUAAACGGCUUUAAUUUUUCUGGUGUAUGCGUUAAUGUCGCUACGUACAAUAGCGAAAUCGUUAAUGAUGAAAACAGAGCCUGGCUUGGUUGUAUUUUGGGACUAGCUUUUCCCGUUGGUAAUCUCAUUGGUUUCAUUCUUGGAGCAUAUCUGACAACUAUUACACAAUAUACAUUGGCUGCUGGUUUUCCCGUAUACAUACAUAUAUUACUACAAUACUUUAUAGUUGAAUCACCGAUGUAUCUAGUCUGCAAAAACAAGAAAACAGAUGCCCUACUUGCAUUGGAAAAGCUGAGAUGUUAUGAGAAGCCAAUCGAUAGUGAAAUAGAAUACAAUCACAUAGAAAAACUAAGCUUAAAAUCUUUGAAUAAAAAUGGAAAACUUUUUGAUAUCUUCAGUAACCCUGUAGCAAGUAAAGCUUUUAUUAUUAGUCUCAUGUUAAGCUUUACGCAACAAUCAUGCGGUAUGUAUAUUGUUAUGAACUAUGCAGUUCCAAUAUUCAACGAAGCUGGUGCCAUGUUAUCGGGUAAUGACAUAAGUCUCUUACUUGGUGUUUUACAGGUACUAAUAUAUGUUGCAGUGAUUUUUUAUAUUAACAAACUCGGAAGAAGGCCCUUACUGCUUUUUUCGUCGAUAGGUUGUGCAAUUUCUACAAGUGUGUUAGCAAUAUAUUUCUACUUAAAACAAUACAGUCCUGUAACUGCUGCUUCGAUAUCUGUGGUUCCAGUCAUAAGUGCAAUGACAUUUGUUAUUUCAUAUUCUUCUGGUCUGGGACCGAUUACAUUGUCAUAUCUAGGGGAACUAUUUUCUAACGAAAUUAGAGCUACAGCUGUAGCAACUGUAUUAGUUUUAGAUGCAGUAGUAGCUUUAUCAUUAAAUUUUACUUUCCCGUUGUUAGUUGAUUAUUUCGGAAUAUACAUGUGUAUGUCAAUUUAUAGUUUGUCAGCACUUACUGGAUUUGUAUUAAUGGCUAAAUUUUUACCGGAAACAAGGGGGAAGAGUCUUAUCAAGAUACAGGAGAGUUUAAAAGAAUGGUAAAAAAAUGAGAGGAAUACAUCUACUUGUGAUUAUUAUCCUGUCGGAUUUUGGUUAUUAUCACAGCUAUUUGUGUUUUAUCGAAAACCGGUCUAGAUGGUCUACUGUGCCUGACAUUGUCACUAUACGUCAUUAUCACGUCAUUUUAGGUGCUUGCAAAUUAUACAUAAAAUAUGUUAAAAAACUAAUUAAAAUCCUUCAUAAACAGUAUAUUUAUAUUUAAAAAGGCUCUUACGGGUUAUAACACAGAACGCUUUUGGAAUAAAAAUGCCAUCGUCAGUGCUGCUUACCUAAAAUACGUAUGUAUAAUGUAUACUAGGCCGGGCCGAAUUUUUUUUUUAAUUUUUCUACACGGCUAGUUGCCAAAAGUUGGGACUAGUAUUUAUAUAAUACAAAUUUGGGCCGGUUUAAAAAAUAUUUACCCGGGCCCCCUGGCCCUUAAAAAUUUUUUCUUUGGGUCGAAAUUUUUUUUUAAAUUCUUGUACAAGGCUAGUUACAUAAAGUUGUAACUAGUAUUUAUAUAAUCCCAUACCAAAUUUGGGACGAUUUAGAAAGUAAUUAACCGGGUCCCCGGCCUUUAAAGAAUUUUUAUAUUGUUAAAAAAAUGUUUGGGGCUAUUAAAGAAGCUUCUGUUAUCAUAUUCUAUUAUUAAGCAAAAGAAAGAUAAUACAGUAGACAGGAAAAAUACUUAAGGUUUUAAAUGCCGUUUUAGAAGAUCUAAACUAAAUCUUCAAAGAUAAUACAGUGCUGGUCAUCGACAAAAAUAAAAUUUCGGAGAGGAGUUAAGGGAAACACACGGCAACCCCAGCACGGGAAUAAAAAUUUAAACAAGUCAAUAUUUAAGUGCUACACUUUGAUGAAAGGAAGGAUCAAACCAUGGUAUUCGGAAAGGCGAGACGAAUUAUGAAAACUAAAGACCAUAUAGCUUUAAUUGAAGGACCCGGUAGUUUAUAUUUUGGGUACUUGGAUCUUAGCCAGUCUCGUGUCUUAGAUAUUGUCGAAGGAAUAUUAUACUACUUACCAAGCCAUAAUAUAGAUCUAUGCAAAUUAGGUGUUAUGGGAUGUGAUGGUUAAAAUGUAAAUACGGGCUGGAAGGUGGAAUCAUACGAAUUAUAGAAAGGCGAGUAAAUAAACCGUUACAGUGGAGUGUAUGCCCGUUGCACGCUAAUGAACUUCCCUUGCGAUAUUUGCUGCAAAAACUAGAUGACCACACAAAAGGUCUCAAUUUAUAUUCUGAGCGGAUUGGAUCCCUUCUUUCCAAUUACGAAAAAAUGCGUGUUAUUAAAUUUAACACCAUAGAAGCUGUCCUGUCUCUUGUAAAUGAAAAUGAUCCAAGUUCAGAUCAAUAGUAUUUGUCCAAACUAUCCUAAGCAAUAGUUGGAGAUAGAAUAUGUUCUCAAAGUUGGGCAGAGAGAAGUCCAGGAUGGCACAAACACGUUGGUUCACGACAGCGAACCGCAUUCUUAGAGUUUAUGUAGCUACAACUGAUCCUUGAGAAAGCUUAAAGAUUUUAGCGGAGUUUGUAAUACAAGUAUAUUCACAUAUAUGAGGUUUGAGAUAAAAACACAGCCAAAAUUGGAAUAUGGUGCCAGGCAUCUAUGGAAAUCAAUGCAGCCCUCGAAAGAUUUUCCGAAUAAUGUCUCAUCAAUUUAUCAAUAAAGUUAUUUAAGACCAUGCUUAAUUUGCGCACCCGGAAAUCAUUCAAAUUUGUAUGUUAACAGAUUAACGUCAACGUAUUAGAGAAGAUGCUCUCAGAAGGAUUUUAAAAUGUAGGAAAGCCGGUAUAAAAAUUGUGCUCUAAUACAGCAUUUAGCAGACGAAGAAUAAUUGUGGGACAUGGUGAAACAAUUUCCAAAGUUUGACAAUUUUCCUUGCCAUACUCAAGCAGUGGAGAGGUGUGUGAAGAUAAUUACUGAUGCAUCAAUAAAAGUGUGUGGUGAAGAAUCUAGAGAUGGUUAUAUUCGAGCUAAACUUGAUGCCAGAAAGAAUUAGCCAAUAUUUGAAAGUAAAUGUCGACACUAUGCUUCAAGGAAUGAGCAAUGAACAAAAAUGUCGAGCCAAGGAGGGUGGGCGAGUGGAACUCACCGUGCAGCAACCUCAUCGUGGUGAGUUCUGGGUUAAAUUAAUAUACGAAAUAAUGUUAAACAUGUGCAUAAUAGUUCAAUAUAAAAACCUUUUGUGCCGAAUAUUGAUUCAAGCAAAAAGCUGCACAGUUCACAGCUCAAAAAUAGUAAAUAAAUAUGCAUUGGUUACCCCUCUUUUUUAUUUUUAGUCCUGGAGGCCGGUUAAAUCUUUUUAGAUCAUGAUGAAAUUUUUUUAACAAGAUAGUAGCAUUGAUAGUAAUAUCUUAGACACUAGCCCGCCCCAAAAAUAAAGCAAAAAAAAUAAUUUUUUUAGGCCCCGGUCAAAAAUAAUUUAAUUCGGCCUAUGUUUGGUACACAUUAUUAGGAAUACCAUACACAACUUUUUUUUACUAGCCCGUUUAAAAUUCCCAAAAAUUUUUUUUGCCCUUUUUCGGCCCGGCCUAAUGUUACCCACUUUAAUUAACGCUUAACCACUAACACGUGGUGUGUCAUGCCUUGUCGAAAUAGUAUAUUGUACAACAAGUGCAGAAAGGUACUAAUUUCUUACGAGUUGGAAAAGUUGCGGUGAGAGCGCAAGCGAGUGCCGCAAUUCAAAAAGUAAGAAAUUACCUUUCUGCACGUGAUACACACUAUAUUUUUUCUACAACAACAGUUUUUGCUAAAAAUAAAAAUCACAAUUUCCAAACGAAAAUACGAAAUUAUAAAUUUUAAACUGUAUUUAGUUAAUACUAAUCAAUUUAAAUUCCCUAUACCUAAACAAAUUACACAGAAAUCAGUUAAAAAAUUAAUGCACUGCUUUAAUUUGUUUGAAUUUAAACUAUUUUAAAUAAAUUAUUACAAAAUAAUGUCACAUUUGACGUUAUAUUUGUGCAGUUAUGGAUUUCCACCAGACCUACUUCAUUCGACGUAUCUUGCUGAGGUUGCUAAAUCCUUAUUGGUUAAUUGAUAACUAUAAAAUGUUUAUUAAAAAUAAAAUUGUAAAAUAAAACAGUUGUAACAUCCAUAAUUUAAUUUCUAUUCGAUAAUUAAGUAUAAUAAUUGUUUACAGGUUGUAUACUGCCCUCCUAAGCCAAAAGGGCGUAUCUCAUUUUGCCAUAUUUUCGUAAAAGGUGUUUUAAUAUGGUGUUUAUACCAAUACGCAUCAAAUUUACUAAGCGAAACAGACGUAUCUCGCGUUGUUGAAGCUGUUUCAUUCGAGAUACGUCUUUUUCGCUUAGUAAAUUUGAUGCGUAUUGGUAUAAACACCCUAUUAAAAAACCUUUUACGAAAAUAUGGCAAAAUGAGAUAUGCCCUUUUGGCUUAGGAGGGCAGUAUAGUUGUCUGCACUUUAACCACAGAUGUAAACAGAAUAUAAUAACGUUACUCAGAAUGAGGUAGUCAUUUGUAAAAUACCAAACGUAAAGUUCAAAAAUAAUGUUUUAAAGUAGCGAAUUUUACAGUUUUCUCGGUCAUGAGUUAAAUCGGUCCUUUUUUCACUAUCAAAUCUAAUAUCUUAAAUAAAACCAUUUUGUCUAAACAUGUUAUAAUUAUAUUUAUGGUUUUAUUGUGGAAUGUAAUGGUACUAUGCAGAAAAGAACUUUCCGGCACAGAAACGUCACUUUUCUGCACACUAAUGUCAUAAAUCUUAUAGGGGAAAUGAGGGUAAGAUGGAAGGAUAGGGCAAGAUGGAAAUUACCUAUAAAACCCGAACUGCGCAAUAAAGCGCCCGGAUCCACACUCACACAGAUGCAGGCGAACCUCUUCCAUUUACAAACGAUGGCUCAAUCAGUUCAGGUCAGCUAAUGAGUGUACACGCUUCCUUCUUAGUUUUGCAGUUAAAUAUUACGCAAUUAUUGAAUUUUUGUGAUCCGAUUAUUUAAACAAGGUGUAUAAUAUUAUUAUUAUGCAUUUAUACAAAGUAUCUACUAGGUACAGGUUAUCUGAAUUUAUAUUUAAAUAAGAGAAAUAAUAAAGCAUUUUUAAAAUAUUGAUAUUUUUAUUGGAAAGGGGCAUAUUUGCAAGAUGGAAAAUUGCAACUUAGGGCAAGUUGGAAGAUAAUAGUUAGGCAAAAAUAACAGCAAGGGAAUAGGAACCUGCGAGAAUAAAAGAAAAGGUAAAGGAAAAGGGACAAAAACAGAAAAAGUUAAAAAUAUUGUACAACAUUUAGAACAGUCUUCACAAAAUGAUGUGUUCUGUGUAUGUGGUGAACGUUAUGUGGCACCAUCCACAGAGGACUGGGUACAAUGUCCUGUAUGUAAUGGUUGGGCACAUAAAUUGUGUACCGACACAGAAGAUGGCAGUUUUAUGUGUGUAAACUGUAAAAUGUAGUGCUUUCCUCUACAUUCCAUCUUGCCCGAACAAGCUUUCCAUCCUGCCCUCAGGGUAAGGGCAAGAUGGAAUUUUUGACAUUAUUUUUUAAUUACUCAUAAAAAAAUUCUACUUAUUAUUAAUAACAUUUAAUGGCUGACUUUUGUAACUGUAUAAGAUCUCUUUCAAGAACGAUUAAAAUGAAAGUUUUGUA
This is a messenger RNA of Diabrotica virgifera virgifera (western corn rootworm), 6203 nucleotides long. Its product is annotated as glucose transporter GlcP-like. Lineage: Eukaryota; Metazoa; Arthropoda; Insecta; Coleoptera; Chrysomelidae. Gene Ontology annotation, molecular function: transmembrane transporter activity. The transcript is spliced from 2 exons. Gene Ontology annotation, biological process: transmembrane transport. The coding region runs from base 216 to 1622 and encodes 468 amino acids. Gene Ontology annotation, cellular component: membrane. The record is from RefSeq and is a predicted model, not a curated record.